UCUGAUGCAGAAUUUCAUCUAGAAUGCCUGAGUUUAUAACUCCACCACCUCUCAACCUGCUGGGCUAAAGUAAUCUACUCUCCGAUUCAAACCACAGAAACAGACUGAUUCAUUUAGCCAGUGUUGCUUUUAGGAUUUAGUUUGGGACUGAAACCUCUAUAUUGUUGCUCUUAUAGCUGUUUUGGGGCCGUCGUCCUGAACUCUGUUUUUUCCAGGAUUGUCCUGUUUUAUGUAGCUUCUGUGAAACUUCUGAGGGUUUUUUUCUGCAUUUUCAGAAGCGAAGUCGAUCGUGGAAGUCCAAAGCCUGAUGUGGACAGCAGGGAGAUGCUGGAGGAGAGGGUGUCCGCUCGGGGCAGCGCCCCCUCCCCCACAGGAGGCCAUGUGGCUGACAUCUACCUCGCCAACCUCAAGCUGAAGAAGCGCCCUGAGCACGGAAAUGUCCGAAGAGCAUUCAGAUCAGAGAGCGACGGCACUGGUCCAGGAGCCAGCAGCAGUGGGGCAGGAGGUGCCAGAACGGCGUCUCUACCCGGUGGAGCUCAAUUAAAAGACUUUGGAGACAAACGUCCAGUCAGCGUUCAUAACAUCCUCAACUCUGUCACUCGACACUCUUCUCUCAAAACCAAG
Molecule: messenger RNA, 624 nt
Organism: Cyprinodon variegatus (sheepshead minnow)
Lineage: Eukaryota; Metazoa; Chordata; Actinopteri; Cyprinodontiformes; Cyprinodontidae
Product: SLIT-ROBO Rho GTPase-activating protein 2-like
Exons: 2
Source: RefSeq, a predicted model, not a curated record